UCCAGGGAGAGUCUUACAGAGCCUGCCUGGAAGACACCGCACAUUUAAUCCAGCUACCUUCAAGCUGAUACACACUCCCCACGUUACCAACCACACACACAGGCUUUUUCUCAGACACACUAUGGCAGGUGACCUCAGAUCAGUAGCUGUGGUAGAAGCCAUCUUAAUUGACUCACUGAGGUUUGAGUUGAGGUUUGGAUCCUCCCUGACCGUUCGAGCGUGAGCAGAGUUAGGAGCUGGAGCUUCACUUUCUUCCCCAGUGCAGAGAGACUGCACGCCAGGCACGAGGCUCUCCACUCCCCCCCUCUCCCACUCUGCCUUUUCCUGGGCUCCUGUCCAGAGAAUGACUGGCUCCAGUGGACCCAAGAGGAGGAAUGCAGCCUGAGGAUACAGAACAGCAGCUCCAGCCCUGCCUGCCUGCCUGCUGGAACAGACAAAUGCAUUGAGGUUUUACAAAUCAGCAGCUCCAACACCUUUGUGGGAUAAAUAGACUUGAUUUAUUUAAUUCAUUUUUUUCUGUCAUCAGAUCAGAAAGACUGGAUAUAAGCUGGGCAUACAGACAGACAAACAAACAGACGGACUGACAUAUGGACAGAGAGCAUUGGGCACUGCGGCGUGAAUGUAGCAACUGGACUUCUCUUCUCUGUGGUUACUAAAACCAAACAAGGAUAAUAGCCAGAGCACUAUCCUGUCCACUGAGGUAGUGGGUGGAUGCAGCUUUCAGCAGACUGCUAUAGGGGAAAGCAGAGACUGUAUAGAAGCUGCAGAGAUACAUCUAGUUGAUCCACAUUGUGGUGAUCAUCAGAAAAUGGACUGUUACUUCCAAGUAGACUUUUGUUGGAUUGUUAUAUCUAAGAUUAUCUCUUAUUAAACAUUGUUUGCAGGAACGUGAAGGGCAUAUAACGGUGGACUUUCUUUCUUUUCAUGGACUCUGCUGCCCAUGUUGAGUGGACUUGCAGGAUUUCUGUGUAGAUGAACGUGGAGUGUGUGUCUCAAUGAGGAUGGCAGAGUGCAUAAGGACUGUGUAUCUGACAGUGAUGCUGCUGUAUUUUGUUCUGCUGGGCACGGCUCAUACAGCCCACAGCAUCUACCCAAGGAUACGGCUCUCCUACAAAGAGCUUUGGCAGCUGAACAGGACCUCGGUGUUCCAGGGACAUGGAGCGUCUCUUCAGCCCCAGACCAUGCUGCUGGAUGAGGGCCACGAGAGGCUAUAUAUUGGGGCCAAGAAUACUCUGUUCUCCCUUAGCCUGGAUUGGGUUAACAUACACCACAGAGAAAUCCAGUGGGCCAGUACGGAAUCUCAGAUAGAGGAGUGUUUGAUGAAGGGGAGGGAAAAGCCGGAGUGUGCAAACUACAUCAAGGUCUUGCAACUGUACAACCAGACCCAUUUGCUGGUCUGUGGAACAGGAGCCUUUCACCCCAUCUGUGCCCUGGUCAGAGUGGGACACACAGGGCAGGACAGGCUAUUUGCUCUUGAAGAAGACAGUAUUAUGAGUGGCAGAGGACGUUGUCCGUACGACCCCAACAGUCCCUGCACGUCCACGCUCUCCAGAGGAGAGCUGUAUAUUGGCCUGUACACUGAUUACUGGGAGAAUGACGGUGCUUUGUGUCGACUUAACAACCAGACCUACACACGCACUGAAAGAGACGACAGGCAGCAACUCAAUGAACCUAAGUUUGUGGGUUCAGCAGUUAUUCCUGACAACGAUGACAGGGCUGAUGAUAAAGUAUACUUCUUCUUCACUGAGCGAGAAAUGGAUGCUGAGGGAGUGAACAAGGCUGUUUAUACUCGUGUUGGGCGAGUCUGUGCGAAUGACCAAGGAGGACAGAGAAUGCUGGUGAAUAGAUGGAGUUCCUUCCUGAAAACUCGUCUUAUCUGCUCUGUGGCUGGACCAAAUGGCAUUGAUACACACUUUGAUGAUCUUGAGGAUGUGUUUGUGCUCAAGAAUAAGGAUGGGAAAAGCCCAGAAAUAUUUGGCCUCUUUAGCACAACAAGUGCGGUAUUUAAAGGCUAUGCAGUGUGUGUCUAUCACAUGGAUGAUAUCAGAGCUGCCUUUAAUGGUCCAUUUGCCUACCGAGAGAGACCUGAGCAUCACUGGACACCUUAUGAGGACAGAGUCCCCUACCCUCGACCUGGAUCUUGUGCCAGUAAAGUGAACGGUGGUGGCUUCUCCAGCUCUAAAGAGAUUCCUGAUGAGGUUUUGCGGUUUGUGCGUUCUCACCCUGUGAUGUAUCGUCCAGUUCUGCCCCUGUACCGUAGACCUGUCCUGCUGCAGACCGAUUCAGGCAGGAGAAAGUUGACCCAGAUCGCUGUGGACAGAGUCCAAGCCCAGGAUGGACACUACCAUGUUCUCUAUAUUGGCACUGAUGACUCAGUGGUGUUGAAAGUUAUCACCAUCCACAACAAAGACACAGACACUAUGGAGGAGGUGUUGCUGGAAGAGCUGCAAGUAUUCAAGGUGCCAGCACCAAUAAGAGAGAUCAUAAUAUCACCUAAAAGGCAACAGCUGUAUGUGGGGUCAGAAGUGGGUGUGGCACAAGUCAGGCUGCAUCAGUGUGACCUCUAUGGCUCAGAAUGUGCUGAUUGUUGUCUGGCCAGAGACCCCUACUGCGCCUGGGAUGGUCUCACCUGCUCCAGAUUCUACCCAGCUGGAGUCUACACCAAGAGCAGACGAUUCAGGCGGCAGGAUGUUCGUCAUGGCAACGCCGUCCAGCUGUGCAAUGGGCUGCAAAUUGAUGAGGAACAAUGGCACAGAGCUGAGGAGAGGCUGGUGUACGGUGUGGAGAGCAACAGCACUUUACUUGAGUGUGUCCCUCGAUCACUUCAAGCCACAGUCCUCUGGUUCUUACAGAAAGGAGGAGAGAAACACGAGGUUCGUGGUGAUGAGCGGGUUAUCAUGACGUCUCACGGGCUGCUGUUUUUACGAGUGAGAAGCUCCGAUUCUGGUGUGUACGUGUGCCAGACUGUGGAACAUGGAUAUGUGCACACAUUAUUACGUGUCUCUCUACACGUUCUGAGAGGGGAGAGGGUGGAGUCAGCGAUCCAGAGGGCUAAUGAUAGGGAGGGAGAGAAAGCUGCAGCUCCAUGCCACUCCUCCAUGGGCCCUCCACCAGGCCCCAGCACCAGCCCGAGGGCUCUGGUGCCAUCCUCAGUCCCGGGCCCCCACUCCAGGCUGUGGUACAAGGAGUUUCUCCAGCUGAUUGGCUACGGGGAUGCCCAGAGAGUAGAAGAGUACUGUGAGAGAGUGUGGUGCUCUGAUAAAAAGCGUAAAAAGACCAAAAGGAAGUAUGUUCCCCCAGGUGGCGAGAAGAAAGCGAAAGGGAGGGGAGAGGAGAACUCCCACCGAGCACCUAGGCACACCUCGGACACCUGAGGAGAACAGAGACAGACUACGCACACAAACACAUGCGCACACACACACACACACACACACACACACACACACACACACACACAGGUAGUCUAAAGGUCAUUCCCACUCAGUGUUUGCACCAUGUAAAAGGUUGUCACUUUGCUUUCAACAAGAGCAGUAACAGAAAAACAACAGUAGCAGGCUGUCUAGCUAUUGUAGCUACAUUUAUCACUCAGUAGUUUGAAUGUGAUGUUUCCACUUAUUUUAAAAAGCAACAUUUUGCCUUUUUGUGUGGUGUAUCAGGUAUCUGGUGCAUACCCUGGAUAAAUGUUCUAAAUGUCAGUGUCAGUACAGACCAGAGGCCCUGGGAGGAGAUGGACAACUGAUUAAGCAAUGUUGCCUCUGAGACAGAAUAUAAUAUAUCAGCUCCUGUGGACUGACCCAGCCAAACCCAGCUGUCAAUCCAAACGCACACAGAGACUUCUACACUAAACCUCUGCUCCACCUCUCAUUCAAUGGCUCAAAAUGACAAACUCUUACUGUAUCUAUUAUGAGAGAAAACAACUAUGUUAAAGGUAAUGGCCUUCUAAUCUUUUUUGGUACUAUGAUAACUUAUUUUCUUCUUCUGUACUUUGAGUUCUGUAGUUGUUUAGAUGUCAUAAACUGGAAAAUAUAGUGUUGUUUUUUUGUACAGUGAAAAAUGCUUUGAGUUUUAUGAUACUGCUAAUUUUAUUAUAAUGCGGUAAUGGCUGUGGUGUGUGUGGUUACAAUGGCCACAAUGCAUACAGUAAGAUGUUGCAAUGCCACUAUUAUGGAUAUGGAUAUGAGGCAUGUUUUAGUUAGCCCUCAAUGGAAAUAAUUACUAUUUAACUGAGCACUUGUAAAAACUGUUACAGUAGAUGAAAAGUGGUCCUAUCGGUGGCUAUUAUGUUUAUUGAAAGUAACAUUUACAUCUACAACUGUGGUCAAAUGUACCAACAGUAUUGUGUGUAUUGUAUAUUGUAUUUAUCUAAAAUUCAGGGUGGUCUUCGUGUGCACAUCUGGCAACUAUAACUGUGUAUUCAAAAAGUCAUCCUUCUGUUCCAUCCUGGCUAUUCCCUCCUCUUUCCCUCUCUCUCUCUUACUCAUUCUCCCUUCCUCCCUUUAUCAACCCCCCCAUUUAUGUUUGUCUGUAACAAUGUUGCAGAUGGGAUUCAUAAUUACCACCGCAAACAACAUUGUAGAACACCACAUUUCCCUCAGAAGAAAAAAAGACAAAUAAAUGUUAGGGUGACCAUCCAAGCAUGUCUUUAGCAAAAUUGAUGAGUCAGCCUCAUGAAUAUUCAGUUAAUUCUGAGAUGACAGAAACAUCAAACAACCUGAUGUUACAGCGAAAAGCAUUGUAGUGGUUGUGCUAAUAAUAUAAUCUGGAGGAUCACUUAUUUUUCCAUGUCGUGCCUUAUUUCUCUCUAAAUUUUGUCACUUUAUAGUUUUGACCUGGUUAAAAACAAUCGCUUGGUCUCUGUCAAGGCCUUAUAUCGCCACUCAUCAUUUUCCUUGAAUAUUCUUCAACUACGAGUUUUGACUUAGAUUGAAAAUGUUGUGUCUGCUAUACCUGCCAUUAAAAAAAGAUCGACCAUC
Siniperca chuatsi (mandarin fish) is the source of this 4973-nucleotide messenger RNA. It is a transcript of the gene sema3e, whose product is annotated as sema domain, immunoglobulin domain (Ig), short basic domain, secreted, (semaphorin) 3E. The record is from RefSeq and is a predicted model, not a curated record. The transcript is spliced from 17 exons. The coding region runs from base 996 to 3374 and encodes 792 amino acids. NCBI's taxonomy places the organism in Eukaryota, Metazoa, Chordata, Actinopteri, Centrarchiformes, Sinipercidae. Gene Ontology annotation, molecular function: semaphorin receptor binding; chemorepellent activity. Gene Ontology annotation, biological process: axon guidance; negative chemotaxis; negative regulation of axon extension involved in axon guidance.